Messenger RNA from Gadus macrocephalus (Pacific cod), 1258 nucleotides. Its product is annotated as prostatic spermine-binding protein-like. Bases 276 to 794 code for a protein of 172 amino acids. The record is from RefSeq and is a predicted model, not a curated record. The transcript has 5 exons. NCBI's taxonomy places the organism in Eukaryota, Metazoa, Chordata, Actinopteri, Gadiformes, Gadidae.
CAGAUCUUAAAACUACUCAUUGGAUUUUGCUGUCUUGUUGUGCUUUCGGGUUCCAUUAAUGAAUGCUGAUAAGAUAACAAUGGUUAUAAAAUAAGCUAGCUAUUUAAGUUCCCCCACAGGGGAGGCAAUAACAGAAAGCUUUCCGACAUCUCACAGAUCCCAUCAACAGGUAGUGUUGUGAUCUUUUAAAAUGUGUAGUUGCAUACUUUAUUUUCCCUGAUGUUGAUACUAAUUAAAACGUUUUAGUUUACCAACUCACUGUUCUUCAUUCUAGGAUGAUCUCUAUCCUUUUGUUCGCGUGGGUUGCCUGCCUGGCACAAUCCAAUGAGUUCGCAUCGUACUCCCCAGCCGUCGGAUCAGGGCUUGGAACUCCCUUCUUGUCCUCAGGAGAGGGAAUCAUCACAGGCGUGAAAGUCUGGGAGGUCCCUAAUAGCCACAUUGCUGGCAUCCAGUUGCGUCAUGACACCAACUGGGGCGUUCUUCUUGGUCUCGUCAGCCCCAAUGAACUAAGCAUUGACCUAUUUGAAGGAGAGACCAUUACUCAGGUGUCUGGUAAAUUCAACCCAAAGGACCUGAUUUGUCAGUUGAUUUUUGAGACUAGCAUGGGACGUGCUCUUAUCGCAGGCCAGCCAAUACAGGUAUCCUUUAACUUUUACCCCCAGCAUAUGGAGGAGGAGCUUCGGAUGCUAAGUGGGACGUUUGAUACCAUUGGGAUCACAUCACUGGGAGCCCAUUGGGGGAUAGUGGGCACAAACCAAACGUUUAAAAUGAGUACUACUGAACUACACGUUUAAAAGUACAUUAGACUUUUGAGUUUGUAUGAUUUCCCAAUUAGCAAAAGAGCAUUAUAAGCAUAUUCCGAUUGUUGUUUCUGCAAAGUGAUUGGAAUGAACACAUGAGUUGUGAGGUGGAUGUGGUUUGACCACUUUAAUAAUGUUGGCAGUAAUGGUUAAGGCUGCAUUUUUACUUUGCAAACUAAAACUUAUCUACAACUCAUUUGAUCCAACACUCGUCCAUUAAUCACCUUUGCCUUCAAUGGUCAAUCCUUGUGGGUGAGAUCUGCUUCUGCUCCAAAAGAAAUGUGAACACAGCAUUUAUUAAAAAAUGUCUUCACUACAUUCACUCUUUUUUACAUUUCGUAAAAAAAUAAUCUUUUAAUGAUUGCUAUGAAGAAAAUGUGGUCCUUCCUUUGCAAAGCACUAUGAAGGGCCUCAUGUUUGAUCUGUGGUUUAUAAUAAACUUGCCCUGCCUAACUGAA